Molecule: messenger RNA, 1099 nt
Organism: Limulus polyphemus (Atlantic horseshoe crab)
Lineage: Eukaryota; Metazoa; Arthropoda; Merostomata; Xiphosura; Limulidae
Exons: 8
Coding region: 213-971 (252 amino acids)
Biological process (GO): lipid storage; positive regulation of triglyceride storage
Cellular component (GO): lipid droplet; cytosol
Source: RefSeq, a predicted model, not a curated record
UAAUUUUUUUUAUUUUUUUUUCUUCUUUAGUUCAAAAGCUUGAUAGUCUAGCUUGUCAAGGUCUUAAUAUAUUGGAAGAAAAGGCACCAAUUAUUACAAAACCAUCAGAAGAGAUAUUAAAAGAAACUACGGAUCUAUACAACUCGACUCUGCGGAGGGGUUUUGACCAGUACAAUGAAAUUAAAAGUUAUGGAAACAAUAAGAUCCAAAAAAUGAAAGAUGGUAUGUUCCAGAAGACUUCACAACUUUUUGUCACACUUUAUGGGAAUGCUGUAGUUAACAUGUUGGACAAAGCUUUAGAAGUAGCUGAACAAAAUGUAGACUAUUACCUUCCACCCAUUGAAGAUGAGGAAAAUGUGGAGAGAAAAGACAACGAUGUUGCUAUUGAAAGAAUUGGUCAGCUAUACAGCAAGAUCAGAGAACGCUUCUAUUUAAAUGUCACGGCAAAGCUUCAAAAUGCUCAGAUGCAAAGUUGGGAAACUGUAUCUAAGCUGAACUUCACCAUAACUUUGAUGCAGUAUGCCAGAGAAAACGUGGAUAGUGUUAAUCAGAUCCUUCACCAAACAAAGGAUUCUCUUCAGAAAAAUGCUUCUUGGUUGUGGGAAGAGUUAAACAAACUUGAUCCAAGUGUUAAACCUUCUACUGUAGUAGAAAGAGUCCUUUAUCUUGCUAGACAACUAACAAGACAGCUUGUGACCUCUUACAAUAGCCUGGCUCCCAUAUCUCAAUUAUUGCCAGUUACCUUACAACAAAACCUGGAUUCUGCUCAGAAAUAUUCCUUGUAUGUAUAUAAUCAGUUACAUGAAGCAAAAGAUUUGAAUGAAAUGAGUUCAGUAAUGGUCACAGAGUUGAAACAAAACUUGCUAUAUCUUGAAACCUGCAUCUUGAACAUGCUUGAUUAUACUUUCCUACAUAAACUGUCUUCUCCAGAAGUAGACGAAGAAGAGACUGAAGUUGUGCCCACUUCUUAAUUUGAGAGGAGAUCAACUUUAAGUGGCUGUAUAAAUGAUUUAAUAUCUUAGUUUUAGUUUUGAUAAACUUUAAAUACUCUGUUUAAUAUAUGUUUUUGAUUACUUAAAUUCUUUAAUAAACAUUUUCA